AGUAUAAUCACGUGACUGGACAGUUUCACUUGAUGGGUAACAAAUUAAAAUACGGAAACAAUUUAGAGUUUUGUCGAAUUUUAGUUAUUAAUAUUGAAAUUACGUCAAGUGAUUUUCGAACAUCGUAGCAGAAGAAGAAGGGUCAAAGUUAUUUUAGAAGACAUAUCAGUUUACUUUCAGAACGAUGAGUGCAACGGGAUGCUCAAUCUGUUUCGAUUCAUUCUCACGUCCUGUCACAUGCAUCCCAUGUGGCCAUGUUUUCUGCCAGAACUGUAUCGCCCAAUGGGAGUAUACAUCAGAUGAGAGGGGCUGUCCUCAUUGCCGAAAGAGGAUCGACUGUGUGCAGCGAAUCAUCUGGGACGAUAACAACAUUUAUCUAGACUGUAAGAAGACUGCUCAGACAGAACUCGGGGAUAUCGUCCAGGAGAAAGUCGUGUGGGUCAAGGAGAAAACUUUUGACAUCAUGGGGUAUGUCAAGAAAGAAAUACGAUUGUUUUGGAGGAGAACUUUGAAGUUUGCACAUGUUGAAACAUUGGGACAACUGCCAGGCCAGGCUAAAGCCUUGUGGAACAGUCUUGGCGGUGAUGUGCAGUUUUUCAUCUUCUUCCUGCUCGUCCUAAUACUUUCACUUGUUGUCCAGGAUGCCAACAACGAAGGUGGCAUUAUCCAGGGUUGUCUGCGGCCGAUUUGGGCACUGCUAGUCAAUGUUGUCAGUCACCUGCUGUAUUUUCUUCUCCAUGUGUUCACGCGACCCAUCCUGUGUGUAGGCCUUUGUCUGCGUGAGGUCCUCUUCAUGCUAUGGGACCUCACUCUCGGUCUCAUGUUCACACUUUUCGCGGUUCUAAAGGACUUGAUUUCCAUCCCAGUCGUCCUCAUACAAGCUGUUGGCAACGGGAUCAUGCUCCUGUUGAACUUCACGGCUGAGGUUGUCAUGACGAUUGUGCGCCUGGUCUUCGUCUUCGCGCUGUGUUGUGUCGUGUUCCUGCUGGCCAGACCAGAUCCACAGAUUCGCGUUUAUGUAGACCGGUUUUGUGCGAUGCUUUUGGGAUUUUGGACGGAGUUAAGAGGAAGACAAGAAGCGACAUAAGACAGCCUACUUCUGUUUUAAAUUUUAGAAAUGUUUAUCUGUGAUAACUGACAAGCUGUUUGCUCAGUACUAAUACUAAACAUGUGUAUUGCUUUAUAUGGGGGUGUCUACAUUGAAUCUGGGCACGACUAAGUUAACUAUGGGGUGUGUUCACAAAUAUGUGUAUUCAGUGGGAUGGUAGAUGCAUUUACCAUUACAGUGUUAAUGGUGAGAUGUCUUCAUUAAGAGGGGCGGGCUAUUUCUCGUUCCAACCAGUGCACCACGACUGGUAUAUCAAAGACCGGAGUAUGUGUUAUCCAGUCUGUUGGAUGGUGCAUAUAAAAGAUCCCAUGCUACUAAUGGAAAAUUCACCCUGCCUGCUAACGGCUCCGACUGGGCAGCAGGCGCUCUCUUGCGGCAGUCAGCGCAGGCGGUCCCUUCUUCUACCCCACCGGCACCCGUGCCCAUGACAGGCGUGUGCUACAACAGCUCGCUCUGAACGUACACGUUAACAAUUAGAUAAUAAUGGAAAAAUGUAGCGGGUUUUCUCUCUAAGACUAUAAUUAUGUCAAAAUUACCAAUUGUUUGACAUCCAAUUGUCAAUGAUUAAUACAUCAAUGUGCUUUAUUGGUGUCGGUAAACUGGGCAUGGGUGUGUUCACAAUUGAAUGUGGGUGUGUCCAGACUGAGCAACUGCUGUGAACAAUUUUCACUUGAUUUUGAUUCUUAAGAUAAGUGUGAUAAUUAAUAGAUUUUAACAAUAUGUUAAUUGUGCUUCAUAUUGUCAUGGCUGUCCAAUAGCUUUCCUAACUGUGUGCUGUGACUUGGACUUUUCUCAAGUAAUUUUAAUAUUGGACAAAACAGAAUAUUUAUUUUUACAUUUAGUAGUAAUUAUUUGCAUAUUUGCUGGUAUUGUGUAAUGAUUGGAACUACAUGUAUGCCAUUUAUUAUAGUUAUUUGUUUGUCAUGUUGUGCACUAUAGACAAAAAACUUUUGUUAUUAGUGAUCGUUUGGAUGCAUAAUGAGAGCUACAUUUAGUUGUAUUUCAUAAUAAUAUGUUUACAUGUAUAGUGCAGUAGAUGAUCCAAGGGGAGUAGGGUCCAGGGUCCGGAACACCCCCCCCCCCCCCC
This is a messenger RNA of Gigantopelta aegis, 2195 nucleotides long. RefSeq lists its product as uncharacterized. The record is from RefSeq and is a predicted model, not a curated record. Bases 185 to 1087 code for a protein of 300 amino acids. The transcript has 5 exons. NCBI's taxonomy places the organism in Eukaryota, Metazoa, Mollusca, Gastropoda, Neomphalida, Peltospiridae.